AUGGCACCUUCCAUGAUCGACACGCCUCCCCAGAGCGCGGACAGCGCGGCGCAACUGCUGCAGGAUCUUGAGGCCAGCAAGACCCUGCCCCUAUGGACCCAGAUGACAAGACUCAACCCCCCGGAGCCGAACCCUACUGCCGUCCCCUUUGUGUGGAAGUAUGACAGCAUCCGCCCCAAUCUGCUGCGUGCCGGUCACCUGGUCACCGAAAAGCAGGCGGAGCGAAGAGUCCUGAUGCUGGUGAACCCUGCUCGAGAUGCCCCGUACACCACCGAUACACUCUACGCCGGCCUGCAACUAGUCAUGCCGAAUGAGACCGCCCCAGCGCACCGGCACACCGCAUUUGCGAUGCGCUAUAUCAUCGAGGGCAACGGGGGCUUUACGGCGGUGCAUGGCCGACGCAUCCGCAUGCAGAAGGGGGAUGUAAUCCUGACGCCUACUUGGAACUACCAUGACCAUGGCAAGGAUGGCAGCGGCCCAAUGAUCUGGCUGGACGGCCUGGAUCUGCCCACCUUCCGACACUUCCCGGUCCAUUUUGUCGAGCAUUUCAGCGAGCCUCGCUACCCGGCCGAGGAUGUCGACACGUCGUCUUCUCCCAUUGUCUUUCCCUGGGACCGGAUGAAGGCUCGGUUGGAUGAGACGGAGGGUAAUUGGGCCACUCAGCGCUAUCUUAAAGACGAUGGUCGAGAAGGUAAGCCCGCUUCCGGCGCUAUGCGCUCCUUCCUGCACAUUGGGCUAACGGAGGGGGGGGGGAAACGGUCAGUGAGUCGUGUUCUGGGAGGCUGUGCAGAGAGGCUGAAUGCGGGCACGUCGUCCCCGCGCCGGCAAGACACCCUGUCCGCUGUUUACCAUGUCAUCACCGGCAAGGGUUGCUCUGAGGUCGGAGAUCAAACGCUAGAAUGGAAGGCGGGAGACACUUUCUGUGUACCCUCCUGGCAUGCCUACCAGCAUUUUGCUGAUCCGGGCGAAACUGUCUAUCUCUACCGCUUCGACGAUAAGCCGAUGAUCACGGCGCUGGGCUUCUAUCGGUCAGCGGAGGAUGAUUCUGAGGAACUAAUCUCUGACUGA
Messenger RNA from Aspergillus fumigatus Af293, 1068 nucleotides. Its product is annotated as putative gentisate 1,2-dioxygenase. Gene Ontology annotation, molecular function: dioxygenase activity. The record is from RefSeq and is a predicted model, not a curated record. NCBI's taxonomy places the organism in Eukaryota, Fungi, Ascomycota, Eurotiomycetes, Eurotiales, Aspergillaceae.